Schistosoma rodhaini is the source of this 645-nucleotide messenger RNA. NCBI's taxonomy places the organism in Eukaryota, Metazoa, Platyhelminthes, Trematoda, Strigeidida, Schistosomatidae. The record is from the annotation of a GenBank genome assembly.
AUGUGGAAUUUGUCUUUCCCUGACGACAACACACAUACUAGCGAGUUUUAUGAACUAAACGGAUCAAAAAUGAGUGUGAAGUUGAUGCAUAAGGAAUCGUAUUUCAAUAUGGCCAGUUUACCCCACUUAAAGUCACGAGCUGUUAAAAUACCAUUUAAAAACCCGAAGUUUACGUUAUUAGUUGUUCUCCCAGAUGUAAACAACGGAUUGCCUGAUUUAUUGAAUUCGAUGUAUAAACAUGGUGGAAUUUCUUCAAUACUAUCCAGUAGUUUUCAAAAUACGAAAUUGCAGUUGUAUUUGCCUAAAUUUAAAUUGAGAGAAGGUCGUGCCUUAAAACUGAAAGAUCAUCUACGGAAAUUGGGAAUAAACGAUGCAUUCUGUCCUUUAUCAGCUGACUUUUCAAAUGUUUCUAACUCAUAUCGAAUGUUUAUAUCAUAUGUGAUGCAUAAAGCUAUUUUUGAGGUAGAUGAGAAAGGUGCAGUGGCGGCUGCAGCUACAGCAACACAAAUGGUUAGAUGCACAGCUUUUAUAUCUCACAAACCUGUACCGGAAUUUCGUGUUAAUCAUCCAUUCUUCAUUUCAAUAAUUUGGAAUGAUUCUUUACCAAUAUUUCUUGGACAUGUUACAUCACCAUUGAAUCACUGA